Mycotypha africana is the source of this 1959-nucleotide messenger RNA. Its product is annotated as heme peroxidase. The record is from RefSeq and is a predicted model, not a curated record. The transcript has 8 exons. Gene Ontology annotation, biological process: response to oxidative stress. Gene Ontology annotation, molecular function: peroxidase activity; heme binding. Lineage: Eukaryota; Fungi; Mucoromycota; Mucoromycetes; Mucorales; Mycotyphaceae. The annotation marks the transcript as partial.
UAUCUUAUCAAAGAGGAGAAGGAUGUCAAUAAUUUGUUGAAGCAUUUUGAAGUUCUUGGGGACGAUAUCAACCGAACCAAAGACAGCAUUUCAAAAGAAAACUACUCCAAACGAAGUCAACCUCAUAAAGUCCCACCAGCACCGUCUUCUAACCCAGUUGGCCUUGCCUGGAAAUUGGAUGCUUUAGUGAAAAACAUCAAGGCUAUCUUGCGAAUUACACCAACGAAUAAAAAUGCUUUGGAAAGCGCUCUCCGAUUGCCUUUCAGGGACAAGUUAUUGCUACUGAGCGCUGUUGUAGAGCAAUUGCUAAGUAAUAAUGCGCCCAUCAACGACCGCAACAAUACUUUAGAAACGGUGAUCAAUAUUCUACGAGAAGCCAGGCCGGAAGACAAGGACUUUAAUGACAUACCAAAGCCCUUCCAUCAUUACGCUGGCCAUCAAUUCCGUAGCGCUGAUGGCAGUGGUAACAGUCUUCUUUUCCCUGAUGUGGGCAAGGCAGGAACCUAUUAUUCAAAGACGGUAUUUAACUCUACCCGAGACGUGAUGAUGCCAUUGCCGGAUCCCAAGGAAUUAUUUGAUAGACUACUGAGACGCCCAGAAGGUGUUUUUAGGAAGCAUCCUGAAAAUUUCAACAUGUUGUUGUUCCACUUUGGUACUUUGCUCACACAUGAUUUCUUUCAUACCGACCCAAAAAAUCCUGCCAUCAAUUUGACGACCAGUUACAUAGAUAUGUCCUUCUUAUACGGAACGAGUCGAGAAGCACAAGAAUCUGUACGGCAAAUGAAAGGGGGUCUCUUAAAACCAGAUCAAUGGUGGGAUAGACGCUUUCUUUUACAACCUCCGGGCGUGAGUGCAUUGCUGGUCAUGUUUUCGCGAAACCACAACUAUAUUGCGCGAAAGCUAUUGGAGCACAAUGAAAACGGAAGAUUCUCGUAUGGACCCAAAAAGGCGUUGUGCUCGCCAGAAGAACAAGAUGAAGAGCUGUUUCAGACAGCUAGGAUCAUCAACAACGCAUGCUACCUGCGAGUCAUUACGCACGAUUAUGUUCGAAAUAUCGUUGGGUCCAAAUCGAGUGCGAGCUUUGUGUUUAUUGACACGGAAACCUCUCCCACUGACCCACUUUACGGCAAUGCAGUCUCUUUUGAGUUUAAUAUAGUGUAUCGUUGGCAUGCUGCUAUCGGACAAGAGGACACACAGUGGUUAAACAAGGUCUAUAAAGUCCUUUAUCACAGUCAUGCACAAAGAGACGCUACAUCCUGUAACAAACUAGCCACCAAGGAUGACCUCUUUGACAAUAUGCUGCAAUUAUUAAAUCGAGAAAUGAUCCAUGCCACUCCUAAGGAAUUAGAGCGAGGGUAUCCUAUUGUUGGUACACAUCGUCGUGACGACGGUACAUUCCCUGACACUGAUCUUGUCACGUUUUUAAAGAAUGACUACCAUCAGAUGGCUUCUGAGCUGGGAAAUGGACGCAAUAUCCCCGCUGCUUUGGAGCAUGUAGAAAUUGCUGGUAUUCUGCAGGCACGCAAAUUAAACCUGUGCACGUUUAACGAUUUCAGAAGACAUUUCAACUUGAUGGCUUUGAGAACGUUCGAAGACUUUUCAGAGAAUGUUGAGGUUCAAAAAGCAUUGGAAGAAUUGUAUGGCACCCCAGAGAAUGUGGAGCUUUAUGUGGGUCUUUUGAUUGAACGAGCACGGCCUUCUGGCAUCCAUUUUCCAUAUACAAUGGGAAGGGCUAUCCUGACGGAUGCUGCUAACAUUGUAAAGAACGAUCGACACUUUAUGAAAGAAUUGACGCCUAUCAAUUUGACAAACUGGGGUUACAAGUAUGCAGCGGGAGACCCUAAGGAUUACGAUCGAAUGCUUCCUACUCUACUCACGACGCUUUUCCCUCAUGCUGCUCCUGGUGUUGUUUUCUCUGGGGAUGCCCUUAAGGAACCUUUCAAGGUACCCACUCAUUAA